AUGGCGGAGAGUAGUGAUAGGAAUCAUCCAGCGUUUUCUACACCCCAGCAGCAAGAAUUAAAAAUUCCCGGUGGCACAUCGCAGGGAGCAGCGGCCGCCGCCGGAGAAAUCUUCAAAGCCACACAGUUAACGUCUGAACAAUGGCAAAUUCUAUUUGAAACUCGUCAUCUUAAUAAAGCACUAUUUAUUGACGCCGAUAAACCAAAGUACAGUUUUGAACCUGUACUACAAUUGAGACGAGGAAUGCUGCCGAAGCUCAAAGUUGAUGAAAGAUCAGAAAUUGAAGCACAUUUAACCUAUACAGAACGUAGUAAACUAUUUGUAGAAAAUCAUUUCACGGAAGUGGAAGCCAGUUUUCAGUGUCCCUUUGUUGCUGUUUCAGCAAGCUAUGAAGAAAACGAAAAGACAGCUCAUAGAAAGGAAAAGAGAACUGUGAAUACAACAUGUAAAUGGAACUUUUCACGUGUUAUUGUAAAGUUAGAUGACCCUACGACGAUUGAACCUACGCCGGAAUUUGUUAGAGAAGUUGAUAAAAUAUUAACGUCACCGUCACAUAAACAGUAUGCUGAGUUUGAAAAACUAUUUAUGAAAUACGGACAUAAAAUACCGACAGAGAUUACACUCAGUGGACAACUCUAUCAUACGGAUGUUACUGAGAGAGUAGCUAAAGUUAAUGAAAAAGGACAUGCACAACAGGUAAAAGGUAAAUUUGAAGUGCGUAUUAACGAUGUUUGGGGUAUGAAAGUUGGCAAAGGUUUGGGUUACGGACGGGGAAAUGAAAGUCUCAAUCGCGAAGAAAAUAUUUAUCAGAAAUCAUCGAUUACAUUUAAAGCUACAGGCGGUAACGUACUGUUGUGUCAAGACCCAGCAAAGUGGAUACCGACAGUUGAACACUGGCAGAACUGGGAUGUAAUCAAAAAUGAAAACUUUAUACCACUGUAUAAAAUAUUAGACGAAGAACAGCAACGUCAAAUUGAACUUUUAAUACCGCCGUCGGAAUCUAAAAACGUUCAGAAAUCACCACUACGCGAUUCUUACAGUGUUACACUUCAACCAACUCCUACUCUUUCCUUAACGGAUAGAUUGCAGGUCCAUAGUUCGUUUGGGUUGAUCGAAAUUCUGCUUGCGGUAUUAUUAUUGCUUAAAAAAUGA
Didymodactylos carnosus is the source of this 1152-nucleotide messenger RNA. The record is from the annotation of a GenBank genome assembly. Lineage: Eukaryota; Metazoa; Rotifera; Eurotatoria; Philodinida; Philodinidae.